AAACCGGAUUCAAUAUUUAGCAAGAACACAAUGGCUGAGGCAAAGAUUUCAGUGUCUCACGAUCAGUUCACCUGCUCCGUGUGUCUGGAACUCCUGAGGGACCCGGUGACCACUGCCUGUGGACACAACUACUGCAAGCAGUGCAUUGAAGACUACUGGGAUUCAACUGGAAUGUACAAGUGCCCACAGUGCAGGAUGGUCUUUGUCUUAAAGCCCAUUCUUCAAAGAAACACCAUUCUAGCUGAAGUAGUCGAGGAGUUAAAUAAAUUUAACCUCAGCUCAGGUCCUCAGGAAAGCUCCAUCGGCCCCAUGGAUGUUCUCUGUGAUGUGUGCAUCGGCACAAAGACGAGAGCCGUAGAGACCUGUCUGACCUGCCUGGCCUCCUUCUGCGAGACUCACAUCCAACCUCACAGGGUGUCCGAAGCCCUGAGGAAACACAAGCUGGAAAUUCCGUUUGCUGACCUUAAGCGAAAACUUUGCUUGAGGCAUCAGAAGGCUGUGGAGAUCUACUGCAGGACUGACCAGACGUGUAUCUGCUAUUUGUGUGCGGCGACUGAACACAAGAGUCACGACACGGUGACGCCUGAUAUGGAGAGGACUGAGAGGCAGGCCCAGUUGCUGACCUCACUCAGCGACAUUAAGGAGAAAGUCCAGAGCAAAGAGAGGACCCUGACAAAGGUGACAGUGACAAUAGCGCAGCUGAAGAGAUCUGCUGACACAGAAAUACGAGAAUAUGAGAAGACCUUCACUUCUCUGCUUCGGUCCAUUGAGAGGCUGAGGUCCCAGGUGACUGAAGUGGUCAGAGAUCAUGAGCAGACGGAAGUGAAACGAGCUGAAGAGCUCAAAAAGCGACUGGAGAAGGAGAUUGAGGAGCUGAAGAGAAGAAACACUGAGUUGGUAGAGCUCUCACAGACAGACGAUGAUAUCCAUUUCCUCCAGAAGUUCCCAACUGUGCGUGCCUGUUCUGAAAGUCAAGAAACAACCAACACUGCUAUAAAUGUACAUUUCUUCCUUGAGGAUCUGAGGGAGAAUCUAUCAAAUCUGCAGAAGUGUUUAAAGGAGGUCAGCUGCUGGAAGUUUGUGAAUAUCAGCAAUAGUGAAUACAUGGUCCCAAAUUCUGUUAUGUCUAGCACAAUUGACAGAAACAUUCUUUUAAAACAUUCCUGUGAACUUACACUCGAUCUCAGCACCGCAAAUGAUCUUCUUCUUUUUUCUGAUGGGCACAAGAAGGUGACGUUUGGCUGGGAUGAUACCCAAUAUUCACCCCACUCAAACCGAUUUGACUGUGUGCCUCAAGUUCUCUGCAAGGAGGCUCUGUCUGGGAAUCAGAGCUACUGGGAGGUGGAAUGGACUGGAGACGGGACUGUUAUAGGAGUCACAUAUGAAGGAAUCAAAAGGAAAGGAGUGGAAGAUGAAUGUUUCCUGGGACGUAAUGACCAGUCCUGGAGCUUAUGUUGUUAUGAUUCCCAUUAUUCUGCUUGGCACAAUAACAAAGAGAUCGUCAUUUCCUCCCCACGCUCUUCUAGAAUAGGUGUGUAUGUGGAUUUUAACAAUGGCACUCUGGAAUUUUAUGAAGUGACUAACACUAUCACCCUCAUGCAUACGUUCAAGGCAAAGUUUACUGAGCCCCUCUAUGCAGGUUUCUGGGUUACUGACAGCGUAACAAUCUGCCAACUCAGUCAGUCCAUGAUGGAGCCUGAUGCCUUCAUUCAUCUGGAUGAAUUUAACUGCUGUGUGUGUCUAGAGAUCUUGCAGGAUCCAGUAACUACUGCAUGUGGGCACAACUUUUGUAAAAUGUGCAUUGAAGGAUUUUGGGAUGCGAAUGCAUCAUGCAGCUGCCCUCAGUGUCGAAAGAACUUCAGUCCAAGGCCAAAUCUUCAGAUAAACAUCCUACUAGCUGAAGUCAUAAAGAAGUCCAAGCAUCAGCAGCUGAUAGAAGCUCAGAAUGUCCUGAGAUCGGGAGAUGUGGCGUGUGAUGUGUGCACCAAGAGGAAGCUGAGAGCCAUUAAGUUCUGCUUAACUUGCCUGGCCUUCUAUUGUGAGACUCACAUCCAGCCUCACAGGCAGUGCGAAGCGUUAAAGAAACACAAAGUGGUGGAGCCAGCUGGACACCUGCAGCAGAGACUUUGUGCAGAGCACAAUACAAUGGUGGAGCUCUACUGCAGAACAGAUAAGCAGUGCGUCUGCUUACAGUGUGCGGCCGAUCAACACCGGAAUCACGAGCUGGUGGAGAUGGAGACGGAGAGAAAGGCAAAGCAGAUGCAGUUAAGGGACAUACUGAAAAUGAUUGAAAAUAAACUUCAGAUGAGAGAGGAAAAAUUAACUGAGAUGAGAACAACUGUGCAGUAUGUGAAGGCUUUCUCAGAGAAAGAAUUGCGGGAACACGAGGAGACCAUCACAUCUCUGCAUGAGUCCCUUACGAGGCUGAAAUCUGAGAUUACUGAGGUGAUUACUGAUUACAAGAAGAUAGAAGUGAGAAAAUCUGAAGAGCUCAUAGAACGACUGGAGGAGGAGAUUGAGAUGCUGAAGAGAACAGACAGGGAAAUGGCAGAGUUUUUACAGAUAGAUGACCAAGUGCAGUUCCUUCAGAAAUGUCCAACUCUCUUUGUUCUCCCUCAAGAUGAGGACCUCAUGAAUUUUGUUAUUAAUAAAGAUUUGUUUCCUGAGACUCUGAAGAAAAAUAUUUCUAAGUUAAAGAGAUUUCUUCAGGGAACCAGCUGCUUGGAGUUUGUGAAAACCACAGAGACUGAGAAUGAAGCUCCAGACUACAAAUUACAGAAUCUAAUGAUGAGAAAUGUCCUUUUGAAAUACUCUUGUCAGCUGACCCUGGACCCAAACACAUCCCAUGGAAACUUGGAUUUGUCUGAAGGAUACAGGAAGGUGAUGUGGAAAGGGAAUAUCGACUAUCCAGACCACGCUGACAGGUUUGAGUGUUGGCCCCAGGUUCUGUGCAGAGAGGCUCUCUCUGGGUCUCGCUAUUACUGGGAGGUGGAGUGGAGUGGAGACUGGGCAAUGAUUGCAGUCACAUAUAAAAGAAUAAUGAGAAAAGAAGAGGAUCACGAGAGCCUUCUUGGAGGCAACGAUAAUUCCUGGUGCUUGUUCUGCUCUGAUUCUUGUUAUUCGGUGUGCCACAAUAAGAAGAAAAUGGAAAUCACUGUACCCUCUUCCUCUAGGAUUGGUGUGUAUCUGGAUUGUCCUGCUGGCUCUCUGUCAUUUUAUAGUAUUUUGGACACACUAAGUCUUCUGCACAGGUUCAAGAGCAGAUUUACAGAGCCACUCUAUCCAGGGUUUGGGGCUGAAGGCACUGUGACACUGUUAGAGAUGAGCCAACCUCAACAAAAGACGAUGGCAGAAGCUAAGUGUGUGGUUUCGAGCGAUCAGUUCAUCUGCUCGGUGUGCCUGGAGGUGCUGAAGAACCCGGCUACUAUCCCAUGUGGGCACAACUACUGCAUGAGGUGCAUUAAAAGCUACUGGGAUGACAGUCACUUUUAUAGCUGCCCUCAGUGCAGAAUGCGAUUUUCCAAAAGACCUCUUCUUCACAGAAACGUCACGUUAUCGGCAAUUAUUGAUAGUCUGCAUGAAACCAAAUGCGUUUCUCUCCCGCCGCAGAGUUACGCCGAAGACCGAGACGUGCCCUGCGAUGUGUGUGCUGGGAGGAAGCUGCGAGCCGCGCAGUCCUGCCUUACCUGCCUGGUCUCCUUUUGCGAUGCUCACAUUCGGCCUCACCGGGAGGCUGAAGCUUUCAGGAGGCACAAGUUAGUCUCGCCGAUCGUAAACCUGCAGGAGAGGAUCUGUCCGGAGCACAACACGCCGGUGGAUCUUUUCUGCCUGACGGAUGACAAGUACGUCUGCUUCAAGUGCGUAACGACAGAGCACAAGGACCACGAAACGGUACCAGCCGAAAAGGCGAGAGCGGAGAAGCAGAGCCAGGCUGAGAUGACAUUAAAAGAAUUCAAGAAGAAAGUUUUGAAGAAAGAGAAGAAAGUAUUGGAGAUUAAAAAGAAAGUGCAGCAGCUGAAGAGCUCAUCAGUGAGAGAAAAGCAAGGAUACAAGGAGAUCUUCACCUCUCUGCUUCAGUCCGUUGAGAGCCUGCAGUCAGAGGUGACUGAGCUCAUUAGAUCUCAUGAGCAGAAAGAAAUUCUGAAUGCUGAGGCGCAGAUAGUGCAACUGGAGAAGGAGACCGAGGAGCUGAAGAGGAGAGAGGCCGAGCUGGUGGAGCUUUCACAGACAGACGACCACAUCCACUUCCUGCAGGAGUUCCCAUCUGUUUGUGCUCUUCCUAAAGAUAGAGAUUCACACAAUAUCUGUAUAAAUACAGAUUUGUUCUCAGAGACCCUGAAGAAUGACAUGCCCAUCCUGAAGAGGCAUUUGAAGGAUAUUAAUGACUUUUUGUUGCUGAAAAUCCAUAAAAUCAGAACACAGACUUCAGAAAACAUCAACGAACAAAACAUGUAUUCAUUCAGGGAGCCAUGUUGUGAACCCAUUUAUUCCAGUGCAACAUCACCGGGGCCUGGAGAAAAUCCCAAAAAUCGAUAUGAACUUCUAAAAUACAUCUGUCAGCUGACACUGGACCCCAAAACUGCACACAGAUGCCUUACUUUGUCGGAAGGAAACAAAAAGGCAACAUGGGGGGCUGGAACUCAGAGUCCUAAUUGUCAAGAAAGAUUUGAUUGCUGGCCUCAAGUUCUUUGCAAGGAAGCUCUCUCUGGAAGUCACUGUUACUGGGAGGUGGAGUGGAGUGGAAGGAGGGCUACUAUAGGGGUGGCCUAUAAAGGAAUUGCCCGGAAAGGAGAAGGAGAUGAAUGUGUCCUUGGCUGCAAUAACAAGUCUUGGUGUAUACGCAUCUGCAGUUCCACUUAUUCUGUGUGUCACAACAACACGGUGACGGAAAUAGCUGCUCAGAGCUCCAGAGUAGGAGUUUAUCUGGACUAUCAAGCGGGCUUUCUUAGCUUUUAUGCUUUGACCGACAGAAUCACACACCUACACACAAUUAACCACAAGUUCACCGAGCCACUUUAUCCGGGGUUUGGAAUUGCUGAAACUGUAAACAUCAUUGCUUGAUCUAAAACUACUCCUUAUGUAAAAAUCGGGAUUGGUCUCUCGUAGACUCCUCAUAUACU
Molecule: messenger RNA, 5120 nt
Organism: Erpetoichthys calabaricus (reedfish)
Lineage: Eukaryota; Metazoa; Chordata; Cladistia; Polypteriformes; Polypteridae
Exons: 18
Coding region: 31-5061 (1676 amino acids)
Molecular function (GO): protein binding; zinc ion binding
Source: RefSeq, a predicted model, not a curated record